Messenger RNA from Paraglomus occultum, 196 nucleotides. The record is from the annotation of a GenBank genome assembly. Lineage: Eukaryota; Fungi; Glomeromycota; Glomeromycetes; Paraglomerales; Paraglomeraceae.
AUGCCCAAGAACCCAGGAAGGCGAGCACCUAACGGCGUAUCACUUAAACGUGAAAUUUGUGCGUUUCAUAAAGAUAACUUGCUAUCUACUCAAGUCGAAACUGCAGCCCAUUUCAACAUCAAGUAUAAUCUGGAUAUUGACCGGACGACCGUCAGUAAGAUAAUAAACGAGGAAGAGAAGCGGCGGUUUAUUGAAG